Aegilops tauschii subsp. strangulata is the source of this 1128-nucleotide messenger RNA. The record is from RefSeq and is a predicted model, not a curated record. NCBI's taxonomy places the organism in Eukaryota, Viridiplantae, Streptophyta, Magnoliopsida, Poales, Poaceae.
AUGGCCUACCUGCUCCUCUACGUUGACGACAUCAUCCUCACCGCCUCCAGCGCCGGGCUUCUCCAACACAUCACCGACCAGCUCCACCGUGAGUUCUCCAUGACCGAUCUCGGGGACUUGUCCUACUUCCUCGGGAUCUCGGUUUCCCACUCUACUUCGGGGAUGCUUCUCUCGCAGCGCCAGUACGCCAUCGACCUUCUUCAGCACGCCGGUAUGAUGGACUGCAACCCGUGUGUGACGCCCAUCGACACACGUUGCAAGCUCUCUGCCGAUGAGGGACCACUCGUCUCCGAUGCUACUGAGUACCGGAGCUUUGCCGGGGCACUUCAGUACCUGACGCUUACCCGUCCCGACAUUGCUCAUGCCGUCCAGCAGGCGUGCCUCUACAUGCACGCCCCUCGGGAGCCCCAUCUCAACCUCGUCAAGCGGAUCCUCCGCUACGUUCGUGGCACCCUCGACCUCGGUCUUCAGCUCCACUCCACGCCGGCCACCUCGCUCACUGCCUACUCCGAUGCGGAUUGGGCCGGCUGCCCCGACACACGCCGCUCAACAUCUAGGUACUGUGUCUAUCUCGGCGACAACCUGGUGUCUUGGUCCUCCAAACGCCAGGCCACAGUGUCUCGCUCCAGUGCCGAGGCGGAGUGCCGAGCGGUGGCGCAUGCCGUGGCCGAGUGCUGUUGGCUUCGCCAGCUUCUUCUUGAGCUUCAUCGUCCCCUUCCGUCAGCGACCGUUGUCUUCUGUGAUAACGUCAGUGCUGUUUACAUGGCUUGUAACCCGGUCCAGCAUCGCCGCACGAAGCACAUCAAGAUCGACAUCCACUUCGUUCAUGAGAAGGUGUCUCUCGGUCAGAUUCGGGUUCUUCAUGUGCCGUCUUCACAGCAGUUUGCCGAUAUCAUGACGAAGGGUUUGCCGUCACACCUCUUCGAGGACUUUCGGUCACUAUAUCUGUUGGUUAUCGUUUCAAAAAAAACUAUAUCUGUUGGUUAUCUAUUUUUCCAGAUUGUUAAGCAUUUGCUUACUGAACCUGAUGGAAUGAAGUCGCUCUUGCAGAGCUGUAAUGUUGUGGCUGUUUUGAGAUUCAUACGUUUAAGGAGGAUAGAUGUGGAGGGAAAGGAUUUCGAGCUGUGA